AUGAUACCCAAGCCUUCUGAACCACUCAUAUGUGGGCCCAGGGCUCUUUUAAACCCCUUGGUACCAACGCAGGAGAAUGCCUUCAAUCCAUGCUUCUUGGUCCAGCUAUUGCUACUUUUGGUCGUAUUGAUAGCACCUCCAGCGAUAUACCAAUUGAUAAACCUGCUACGAAGCCCUCAAUAUGGAUCACUCUCGAUCAAAAGCACAAGAUGGCCCCACUUUUUCCGCUGUGGCCUUGUGGCGACAGUCACUUUACUCACUUGCUGGUUGACUGCUCAAAUCAGCAUCCAUGAAAGAUACGCAGACUAUAAGCUUAUCGGUUUCGGCUCCGUGUCUCUUUUGUUGGUGCUUGUGCUCCUUCCUUUGCAUAUUAUCGAACCCUUGAGCCUACCGAUUCAAUCAGCACCUCUUUUGGCCUUUUGGCCAGCAUUUGUGGUGCUACAAUGUGCGAUUAUAUUCCAAGAUUCAUAUACCAAGUGGCCCAUUUUGCUCAGCCAUAAAGCAGUGCACAUUGAAACGGUAUCAAUGAUUCUAUCUGUUGCUGUCUUUUUGCUCGAGGCUUCCAAAAGUACAUGGAAACCGACUCACGAGCUUCUCAUACACUACUUGAAUAACGAAGAGUUAGCUCGAGAAUUGAAGAAACCGAACUUUGUGGAGCAAAUCACAUUUACAUGGAUGAACAAACUCAUUACGAGCUCCUACGAAAAUGGCACUCUCAAUCAUCUCGACCUUCCCGAGAUCCCAUCGAGAAUAUCCACUGAUCUUUAUAUGGAGCGUCUUUCGAAGUUCUACGACCCCAAAAAGAAUCCCAAUGUCACCAAGCGAGGCUUGCUUUGGGCUCUAGUGAAGGCAUUUGGACCGUUGGGCUUGAUUUCCUUUCUGUAUGAGAUGAUCGACAAGGUGCUCAACUUUGUUCAGCCUCAACUUUUGAGGCUUUUGAUCCUCUUUGUUAGUGAUAAGGUUUCUGAUCCUAGUGUCCCUGUGUUGAGAGGUUUUAUCAUCUCAUUCGGCAUGUUCUUUGUGACUCUUAUUCAGACAUCCAUGACCAAUCGUUUUAUGAUGAGAAUCCAGGAAUUUGGCUUCAGCUUCAGAGCCUCUCUCACGUCAUUGGUGUUUCAGAAAAGUCUCAGACUCUCAAGUCAGGCUUUAUCUGAACGCUCUAGCGGCGACAUUGUCAAUUUAAUUUCUAUCGAUGCCCCCAGAGUUCAAACAUGCGCUCAAGAAAUAAGCACAUUGGUGAUUGCCCCGACAGAGUUUGUCAUUUGUAUGUUGUCUCUUUGGGCUUUGCUCGGUAAAGCAAGUUUAGCUGGAGCAAGUGUGAUCUUGUUCUCCUUCCCUUUGAAUGCUAUAAUUGUUCGCUUUCAAAAGCGUCUAUCUAAGAAGCAAAUGAAGAUAAAGGAUGAGAGGAACAGAGUGACAAAUGAGAUUCUCGUGUCCAUGAGAUCGAUCAAGUUCUACUCCUGGGAAAACCCCAUGCUCAAGCACCUUCUUGAUAUUCGGAAUGGGCGUGAAAUGACGAAUCUUCGUAAGAAGAGAUUGCUUGGUCAAGUGUCGAGCUUUCUCUGGAUUCUUAUUCCAUUUUUGGUGUCAUUUGCGACUUUUGCAACUUUUGCUAUCACCAGCACUGUUCCACUUACUUCUGACAUUGUGUUUCCCGCCCUCACAUUGCUUGAAAUCCUUUCCAAGCCAAUCCUCAACUUCCCAGCUGUCUUUAAUUACAUCAUCGAGGGUUCGGUGGCACUUGACAGGAUUACGAGUUUUCUCAGCAGCCCCGAAGUUGACGACAGCCUCAUUUCCAUCAAGUCAAGCGACCACCCAACAUCUCUUGAGAUUCAGAAUGUGUCAUUUUUGUGGAGCAAACCUGAAACCACUGAGAUAAGGGAAGACAUGGAUUUUGCUAGCUUCAAAUAUGCUCUUCGAAACAUUAACUUGAAAGCAAACAAGAACGACCUCAACCCAUGGAUCAUGAACGCAUCAGUGAAAGACAACAUUUUGUUCGGUCAUGAAUAUGAUGAAGAUUACUAUCAACGUACUAUUGAAGCUUGUCAGCUUGUUCCAGAUUUAAAGAUACUUCCUGAUAACGAUAACACUCAAGUUGGCGAGAAGGGUAUUUCUUUGUCUGGUGGGCAGAAGGCCAGGCUAGCAUUAGCUCGUGCAGUGUACGCGAGAGCCAACAUCUAUCUUCUUGACGACGUCUUGAGUGCUGUGGAUAGUCAUGUGGGAAGAAAUAUUGUUCAACAGGUCUUCAGCAGAUCGGGACUCUUGGCCAGGCUGACAAUCGUCCUCGCUACAAACAAUAUUCCUGUGCUUCUGAGUGCUUCGAAGAUCUACUACCUUGAAAACGGCUCCAUCUUAGAGGAGGCCGGCUACGAUGAAAUCAGUCCGGAGGCUUUCCCCAAGCUCAACCGUCUCAUCACCGAGUUUGGCAGCCUGACAGAAGUAUCGAAGUCACCAACACCAGAAGAAAGCUCCCAGCCGCCUCCAUACAGCAAAGCCAGCUUGGCACCUUUCGAAUGGAAUCCAUUGAAAAAGAACACUUUGUCAAAGAAGACAGCUCAGUCAGCAGAGGUCUCGGCGAAAGGAAAAGUCAAUUGGAGCGUCUACUACGACUACAUCAAGGCGUGUUCGACAAGUGGUGUUCUUGUGUGGGUCGCCAUUUUUGUCGCCUCCACUUUGAUUUCGGUGAGGACGACUUACUGGCUUAAGCAGUGGGCUGAGCGUAAUUCUGAUAUCGGUAACAACUCCGAAGCGCUUCGAUUCAUUCUGAUUUAUGCCAUGUUGGGUCUUACUACAAGUAUAUUGACCCUGGCCAGAGGUGUUUUAUUCUGGGCGUUCUUGGGUCUUCGUGGUGGAAAGAUUAUACAUGAACGAAUGGCUCGUCGACUCAUGAAAGUGCCGAUGUUAUUUUUCGAAAGAACUCCGGUUGGAAGAAUCAUGAAUCGUUUUAGUAACGAUGUGAACAAGGUUGAUGAUGCCUUGCCAAGGUCAUUCAACAAUUUUUUGAAUGCAUGCUUGAGGACGACCAUGACAUUGGUGAUUGUCGUCUUUGCCAUUCCCUCGUCCCUCCCUGUUUUGAUAGUAUUGGGCAUCUCCUAUCGGUAUUUCCAGAAGUACUAUGUUGCAGUGCAAAGAGAAAUCAAAAGGCUUGUUUCGGUAUCACGGUCACCCAUAUUUGCUCAUUUCCAAGAGAGUUUGACUGGAGCCGAUACUAUAAGAGCCUACAGACAGCAAGAGCGCUUUCUUUUCAUUAAUGACGCUAAUGUGGAUUUCAACCUUCAGAGUCUCUACAUGUUACGGUCGGUCAAUCGGUGGCUUCUGGUAAGAUUGCAGAUGAUGGGCUCCCUUUUGAUCUGGGUUUCCUCGUCUCUUCUCAUUUACAAAGCGUCUUCAUCCUCUGCUUUAAGCGCUGGUAUGGUGGGUUUCGUGAUGAGUUACUCUUUGCAAGUUACCAGUUGGCUUCGUUUGAUUGUCAGAUUCUCUGCAGAGGUGGAGUCCAAUAUUGUCUCAGUGGAAAGAUGUUUGGAGUAUGCCGAAUUACAGCCUGAGGAAGACGCUGACGAUAAGUUUGAGCAACCAGGUGCCGGUUGGCCUCGCGAAGGAGCUAUUGACGUGAAAGACUUCUCCGCUCGAUAUGCCAAAAACCUCGACACUGUGCUUAACAACAUCUCCUUUUCUGUCAAGGCUGGUGAAAAAAUUGGAGUCGUUGGGCGUACCGGAGCAGGAAAAAGUUCCUUGGUGUUGGCCAUUUUCCGAAUGAUCUCUCUCAGUGAGGGUCUGAUAUUCAUCGACCAGGUGGACACCAAGAAGCUUCGUCUCUUCGAUCUUAGACAUAACCUCAGUAUCAUACCGCAAGAUUCACAUAUGUUUGAGGGCACUGUCCGUGACAACCUUGAUCCCUUCAAGGAGCACAGUGAUGAACGCUUGUGGCGAGUUUUGGAGCUUUCCAAUCUCAAAGAGACUGUAGAGCGUCUAGAUGGUGGACAGGGUCUCGAUAGUCCGGUCAGUGAGGGAGGUGGAAACUUCUCUGCUGGUCAGAAACAGCUUAUUUGUUUGGGAAGGGCUCUUUUGAACCCCUCUAAAGUUUUACUUUUGGAUGAAGCCACCGCUGCCGUGGACGUGCAAACAGACAAAAUCAUCCAGGAGACAAUUCGUCAUGAAUUCAAAGAAAAGACAAUUAUAACAAUUGCACACAGGUUGGAUACUGUCAUGGACAGCGACAGGAUUCUCGUGUUGGACCAUGGAGAAGUCAAGGAGUAUGACUCUCCCGAUGCACUUCUACGCGACCCACACAGCCGUUUCAGAGGCAUGUGUGAGGCCAACAACUAA
Molecule: messenger RNA, 4326 nt
Organism: Candidozyma pseudohaemuli
Lineage: Eukaryota; Fungi; Ascomycota; Pichiomycetes; Serinales; Metschnikowiaceae
Product: ATP-binding cassette bilirubin transporter
Exons: 2
Coding region: 1-4326 (1441 amino acids)
Biological process (GO): transmembrane transport
Cellular component (GO): membrane
Molecular function (GO): ATP hydrolysis activity; bilirubin transmembrane transporter activity; ATP binding
Source: RefSeq, a predicted model, not a curated record